UGUGAAACCAAGCUUGUUCAUAUGGAAAACGCUCAUCAACCUCAACAAUCUCUCUCCUCUCUCUCUCUGUAUAUAGAAGAAUCUCCAUUGUCUUUAAUUUCUCUCCAUUUCUCUUUCUCUCUUCCUUCAAAGUUUUCUCUUUUCUUGAUGGGUUUAAGAGAGUAAAGAUCAUCAAGUACUAUGCAUUAAAUUGAGAAGUUAUUAAAAAUUUCGAAAGUAAUUAAAGAUUGUUGAUGAUGAAGAGAUUAAGUAGUUCAGAUUCAGUGGGUGGUCUCAUCUCUUUAUGUCCUACAACUUCCACAGAUGAGCAGAGUCCGAGGAGAUACGGUGGGAGAGAGUUUCAGUCGAUGCUUGAAGGAUACGAGGAAGAAGAAGAAGCUAUAGUAGAAGAAAGAGGACACGUGGGCUUGUCGGAGAAGAAGAGAAGGUUAAGCAUUAACCAAGUUAAAGCUUUGGAGAAGAAUUUUGAGUUAGAGAAUAAGCUUGAGCCUGAGAGGAAAGUUAAGUUAGCUCAAGAACUUGGUCUUCAACCUCGUCAAGUUGCUGUUUGGUUUCAAAACCGUCGUGCUCGGUGGAAGACAAAACAGCUUGAGAAAGAUUACGGUGUUCUUAAAACCCAGUACGAUUCUCUCCGUCAUAACUUUGAUUCCCUCCGCCGUGACAAUGAAUCUCUCCUUCAAGAGAUUAGUAAACUGAAAACGAAGCUUAAUGGAGGAGGAGGAGAAGAAGAAGAAGAAGAGAACAACGCGGCGGUGACAACGGAGAGUGAUAUUUCGGUCAAGGAGGAAGAAGUUUCGUUGCCGGAGAAGAUUACAGAGGCACCGUCGUCUCCUCCACAGUUUCUUGAACAUUCUGAUGGUCUUAAUUACCGGAGUUUCACAGAUCUACGUGAUCUUCUUCCAUUAAAGGCGGCGGCUUCUUCAUUCGCCGCCGCAGCUGGAUCUUCAGACAGUAGCGAUUCAAGCGCUCUGCUGAAUGAAGAAAGCAGCUCUAAUGUCACUGUGGCGGCUCCGGUGACGGUUCCAGGAGGUAAUUUCUUCCAGUUUGUGAAAAUGGAGCAGACGGAGGAUCAUGAGGACUUUCUGAGUGGAGAAGAAGCUUGUGAAUUCUUUUCCGAUGAACAACCGCCGUCUCUACACUGGUACUCCACCGUUGAUCAUUGGAAUUGAAGCUGAAAACACCACCGGAAGAGAUUUUGGAUUGGAUUAGAUGCUCUUUUCUUCUCUGUGGAAAAAACAGAGGAGGGCAAAAUGGGAAUAAAGUUAAAAUUGAAGGGUGAAAGGGCAAUUAAGGAAGGGUUAAGUCUGGGCGGGAAUAAUGAUUUAGGGUGAAUUUGUAAUUAUGCUUUUUCUCUAGUGAUUUUCGUGCACUUCUUGUAAUUAAGGAUCAUCAGAUCAAAGAGAAAUUGAGAAGGGGUUAACAUGUCAAAGGCAAAAAUUCAGCAUGGGCUCUUUAAAUUACAAUUGACCCUUGAAACCUAAAUUAUACCACUUCUGACCCUUAAAUCAAUUUUUGAAUCAUAAAACUACAGUGUGACUUCGUGUAUUUAGUUCUAGUGUAUUAUGGGAUUUUUUUCAAAGAGAAUGCACCUCAAAGUCUCAGCUUUAAGUCUAAUGUUUGGGUAAAAAACACACCGAACUUCAGAUCCAAA
Molecule: messenger RNA, 1651 nt
Organism: Arabidopsis thaliana (thale cress)
Lineage: Eukaryota; Viridiplantae; Streptophyta; Magnoliopsida; Brassicales; Brassicaceae
Gene: HB6
Product: homeobox protein 6
Exons: 3
Coding region: 234-1169 (311 amino acids)
Biological process (GO): regulation of transcription by RNA polymerase II; regulation of DNA-templated transcription; positive regulation of DNA-templated transcription
Cellular component (GO): nucleus
Molecular function (GO): transcription cis-regulatory region binding; DNA-binding transcription factor activity; DNA binding
Source: RefSeq, marked reviewed